Molecule: messenger RNA, 336 nt
Organism: Coccidioides posadasii C735 delta SOWgp
Lineage: Eukaryota; Fungi; Ascomycota; Eurotiomycetes; Onygenales; Onygenaceae
Gene: TOA2
Product: Transcription initiation factor IIA small chain (TFIIA 13.5 kDa subunit)
Biological process (GO): transcription initiation at RNA polymerase II promoter; RNA polymerase II preinitiation complex assembly
Cellular component (GO): transcription factor TFIIA complex
Molecular function (GO): TBP-class protein binding; RNA polymerase II general transcription initiation factor activity
Source: RefSeq, a predicted model, not a curated record
AUGAGCGCCCAAGCCUACUAUGAGCUCUAUCGGGGGAGCAGUAUCGGCCUGUCCCUCACUGACACCCUUGAUGACCUGAUCAAUGAGGGCCGGAUCGAGCCGCAGCUUGCUAUGAAGAUCCUGUCCAACUUUGACCGGGUUAUUACGGAAGUCCUAGCUGAGAAGGUUAGGGCAAAGUUGUCCUUCAAGGGCCAUUUGGAUACAUAUCGCUUCUGCGAUGAAGUCUGGACGUUCCUCAUCAAGGAUGCUACGUUCAAGCUAGAUAAUCAGACAACGGUCCAUGCAGACAAGGUCAAAAUCGUGAGCUGCAACAGCAAACGCCCCGGCGAGACUUGA